AUGGCGAUUGGAAUCCACAUGCAUGCAGGGGCCCUUUGCUUAGUGCUACUGUCAUCUGUUCAAGUCACAGCUCUGGACUGCAACUUUCUGAAAGUCCAACAACAAAGAUUUAAUUUGCAGAGUUUGAAGCUGUGGAAAGAGAGGAGCGCAAAGUUUCCUUCAGCAUGCCUGAAGGAACUGACUGCAUUCAGUUUUCCUUCAGAUAUCCUGGAAAUAAGUGAAUCACGGCUUGCCAUGAUAGCAGUCUACGAAAUACUUCAUGGAUUCUUGAACAUCUUAAGACGUGAUCUACUGGGAACUGGCUUGGAGGUCACACAAAGGAAGAGGUUUCUUCAGAUGCUGCAUGCACAAACUGAAGUUAUCGAAAGGUGCCUCGAGGAAAGAAAAGUUACACUGAGAGGUGCAAAGGGAAGGAAAACCGUUCUGAGACUGAAGAGGUAUUUUCAGAGGAUCAUAACUUUUAUCAGAGAGAAAGAACGCGGAACAUGCAUCUGGGAGAGCCUGCAGCUAGAGAUCAGGACCAGUUUCACAUACAUUGACAUACUGACAAAGAGGAUGAACAGCUAG
Messenger RNA from Rhineura floridana, 567 nucleotides. RefSeq names its product interferon epsilon-like. Bases 1 to 567 code for a protein of 188 amino acids. Gene Ontology annotation, cellular component: extracellular region. The record is from RefSeq and is a predicted model, not a curated record. Lineage: Eukaryota; Metazoa; Chordata; Lepidosauria; Squamata; Rhineuridae. Gene Ontology annotation, molecular function: cytokine activity; type I interferon receptor binding. The transcript has 2 exons. Gene Ontology annotation, biological process: positive regulation of peptidyl-serine phosphorylation of STAT protein; defense response; cytokine-mediated signaling pathway.